Saccostrea cuccullata (small rock oyster) is the source of this 845-nucleotide messenger RNA. RefSeq lists its product as uncharacterized. Lineage: Eukaryota; Metazoa; Mollusca; Bivalvia; Ostreida; Ostreidae. The transcript has 3 exons. Bases 1 to 687 code for a protein of 228 amino acids. The record is from RefSeq and is a predicted model, not a curated record.
AUGUCUCUAGCAGAAUGUGAGAGUGGCUAUUUUGGAGAAGAUUGUUCACAAAUCUGUUCUUAUCCAAACUAUGGUGCCGAAUGUCAGUAUCGUUGCAACUGUACUCUUCAGUACUGUAGCCCAUUUAUAGGAUGUGUUUUACCGACAGAGACGUACAUUUAUGACCAUCACGCCACUUCACCAAGAUUGUCAAGUCUUACACAGGAGGAGUUAUCAACAAAAGUCAAAACGGUUGACCAAAACACGGAGCUUUCCGUUUUUUAUUUGACUCUGAUUACUGUAUUGGGUUUAAUUGGUGUUUUCGUUGUAAUACUCUCAGUCUAUGUUACAAUACAAAUAAGAAACAAAUGUAGCAGAAACAAAAACAAAAGAAAUAGUUCGAAACAAAGUUACAAAAGAAGAAAUUCCGAAUCAGAAUCAUACGAAUCAUUACAAAGCAUUAACAUGAUUCCACUAAAUCAAGUAACAGAUGGAAUGGAAACUUACAAAUAUCCUGGUAACUCAAAUCUCUUAAGUGACGAACAAUGCGAUACUGACACGGAGAAACAAGAUAUCGAUUCAUGCUACCUUGCGCCUCAAAGAUCUCCAAACAUUGCAACGAAAGACAAUGAUCAGCUAAUUACGAAGCCUGUGGAAGAAACAGAGAGCACGAGUAAACAUGAAUUGUACCUUACUGUCAUAGGAUAGUGAAGAAACGUUCAUUGAAAGAGUAGAUCCAGUCCAGUUCCCCAAAUGGAAGGAUUUAUACACUACAUUUUAGAGUUGCAAAUUGCCUUUGUUCAAAAUUCAUUUACAACAACAUUGUAACGAGUUAAGAAUGAGAAAAGAAUGGUAUUUAAAUCAAC